Molecule: messenger RNA, 2708 nt
Organism: Peromyscus maniculatus bairdii (prairie deer mouse)
Lineage: Eukaryota; Metazoa; Chordata; Mammalia; Rodentia; Cricetidae
Gene: Nsun2
Product: NOP2/Sun RNA methyltransferase 2
Biological process (GO): tRNA methylation
Cellular component (GO): nucleus; cytoplasm
Molecular function (GO): tRNA binding; tRNA (cytidine-N5)-methyltransferase activity
Source: RefSeq, a predicted model, not a curated record
GGCAGGAAGCGCGGCCAGGCGGACUGGGAGGGCGGCUACCCCGAGAUCAUCAAGGAGAACAAGCUCUUCGAGCACUACUAUCAGGAGCUCAAGAUCGUGCCCGAGGGAGAGUGGGACCAGUUCAUGGGCUCACUCCGGGAGCCGCUCCCGGCCACGCUGAGGAUCACCGGUUACAAAAGCCACGCAAAAGAGAUUCUCCAUUGCUUGAAGAACAAGUAUUUUAAGGAGUUGGAGGACCUGGAGGUAGAUGGACAGAAAGUUGAAGUUCCACAGCCACUAAGCUGGUACCCUGAAGAACUUGCCUGGCAUACAAAUUUAAGUCGAAAAAUCUUGAGAAAGUCUCCACUGUUGGCAAAGUUUCAUCAGUUCCUGGUUAGCGAGACUGAGUGUGGAAACAUCAGCCGGCAGGAGGCUGUCAGCAUGAUCCCCCCCCUGCUGCUCAACGUGGAGCCACAUCAUAAGAUCUUAGACAUGUGUGCGGCCCCUGGAUCAAAGACCACACAGUUAAUUGAAAUGUUGCAUGCAGACAUGAGUGUCCCCUUUCCAGAGGGAUUUGUUAUCGCAAAUGACGUGGACAACAAGCGCUGCUAUCUGCUCGUUCAUCAGGCCAAAAGGUUGAGCAGUCCCUGCAUCAUGGUGGUAAACCAUGAUGCGUCCAGCAUCCCUAGACUCACAGUAGAUGUGGACGGAAGGAAAGAGAUUCUCUUCUAUGAUCGAAUUUUAUGUGAUGUUCCUUGCAGUGGUGAUGGCACGAUGAGGAAAAACAUUGAUGUUUGGAAGAAAUGGACCACCUUGAACAGCUUGCAGCUCCAUGGCCUGCAGCUCCGGAUCGCGACUCGAGGUGCUGAGCAGCUGGCAGAAGGGGGCAGGAUGGUGUACUCGACGUGUUCCUUGAACCCCGUGGAGGAUGAAGCGGUGAUAGCAGCUCUGCUGGAGAAGAGUGAAGGUGCUCUUGAGCUUGCUGACGUAUCUGCUGAGCUGCCAGGACUGAAGUGGAUGCCUGGAGUCUCCCAGUGGAAGGUCAUGACUAGAGACGGGCAGUGGUUUGCAGGUUGGGAUGAGGUUCCCCAGGGCAGGCAUACACAGGUUCGACCUACUAUGUUCCCACCAGAAGACCUGGAAAAACUGCAAGCGAUGCAUCUAGAGCGAUGCCUCCGAAUACUACCACAUCAUCAGAAUACUGGAGGGUUCUUCGUGGCAGUGUUGGUCAAAAGAGCACCAAUGCCAUGGAAUAAACGUCAGCCAAAGGUACAGAGUAAAUCUUCAGAGCCCAGGGAGAACAUAGCAUCCAUCCCUGUGGGUACCACAGAGAAGAAUCCUGGUGACCUCCCUGAGCUGGACGGUCAGAUGAUCACUGGAGCCGGUGACUCAGAAGUAACACACCCCACUGAGAACCCAGAGAGUAAAGAAAAGAAAGAUGGCGUUUGUGGCCCUCCUCCAUCAAAGAAAAUGAAGUUGUUUGGAUUUAAAGAAGAUCCGUUUGUGUUCAUUCCUGAGGACGAUCCUUUGUUCCCGCCUAUUGAGAAGUUCUAUGCCUUGGAUCCUUCGUUCCCGAGGAUGAACUUGUUAACUCGAACUACAGAAGGGAAGAAGCGGCAGCUUUACAUGGUCUCCAAGGAGCUUAGGAAUGUACUGCUCAACAACAGCGAGAAGAUGAAGGUCAUCAACACCGGGAUAAAAGUCUGGUGUCGAAAUAACAGUGGCGAAGAGUUUGACUGCGCCUUCCGUUUGGCACAGGAGGGGAUAUAUACAUUGUAUCCAUUUAUUAAUUCAAGAAUUAUCACUGUGUCAAUGGAAGAUGUGAAGACACUGUUGACCCAAGAGAACCCAUUCUUCAGAAAACUCAGCAGUGAAGCCUACAGUCAAGUCAAGGACUUGGCAAAGGGAAGUGUUGUGCUGAAGUAUGAACCAGAUUCUGCGAAUCCUGAUGCCCUCCAGUGCCCCAUUGUGCUGUGUGGGUGGCGGGGAAAGGCUUCUAUUCGAACUUUUGUACCCAAGAAUGAGAGGCUUCAUUAUCUUCGGAUGAUGGGCCUUGAGGUGUUAGGAGAAAAGAAGAAAGAUGGGGUCAUUCUUACCAAUGAGAGUGUAGCCAGUCCAGAGCAGCCUGAAAAUGAUGAGGACGCCGAGCAGACAGCACAAGAGGCCACCAUCACCAGCUGUGACCCAGCUGCAACUGAGCCAUCCCGGUGAAGAGAUCUCCGCACACUGAACUGGUAUCAUCCCUUGGUGGUUGAGAUAAGAUCCAGAAUGUCCUUAGCUGCAAAGUGUAUAGGGCCUCUACAUGGGUGGGUGGCAGCAGUCUGGGGAGUUGUAUUUUCCAGCAUUUAGGAGUCGCUUUGGCAGAUUGGAUCUGUGUUUCUGCUUCUGAAGGCUGAUGCAAAACAGCCUUUGCAGAAGUUCAGGUCCCUUGUUGGGCCAGUAUUGGCCUAGUCUUUUAAAAAUUAUUUAUAGUAAAAACUACAACUCUUUGGGAAAUGGCUCUAUGCUUUAAUAAUGUUUGGACUGACAUUGGUGCACCAUGCGGUGAUGCUGACACCUGAGGCCUCAGGUGACUUCCGUGCCUUUGUGAUAGAGUGAAGUAAGCGGUCCCAGAAUAAAGACUGAUGAAUCAUGAUAGCAGUUUUGGGGACAGUUUUGUGCUUAUCCAGCAGGUGCUUUAAGUGGGGUUGCAGUUAUUUGGGCCAUGAAAUAAAGCGCUAUUAUGAUAA